Messenger RNA from Morus notabilis, 3175 nucleotides. RefSeq names its product putative protein FAR1-RELATED SEQUENCE 10. Bases 611 to 2683 code for a protein of 690 amino acids. Gene Ontology annotation, biological process: regulation of DNA-templated transcription. The record is from RefSeq and is a predicted model, not a curated record. NCBI's taxonomy places the organism in Eukaryota, Viridiplantae, Streptophyta, Magnoliopsida, Rosales, Moraceae. Gene Ontology annotation, molecular function: zinc ion binding. The transcript is spliced from 4 exons.
AAAAAAAAAAAAAAAAAAAAAAAAACCACCACUCUUGAUCUACUCCGACGAGAGGGAAAAAGCCCAAAGGCUGCAGCGCCAUCAGAAGUCCAACUCUCCCGAUCGAGACAGACAAAUGUGUUUUUUAUUUUUUAUUUUUACUGCAGAAGAUAAAAUUCAUCAGAUAUUUGGCCAGCUUCUACGGGGAGAGGGAAAAUAGAAAACACCAAAACAGGGGCACGCAGGCAGUGGAGGAAGAAGCACCAGGAAGAACAAGGGUUUAAGCGCCAUCUCUCUCUCUUCCACCGGUUCGUGUUUCUUUCAGCUUCCAAAUCUCGCUCUCUUAAACCCUCUCAACCCCAAUUACUCCAAAAUUGUUCUUUUCAAAUUUCCAGGUUCAACUUUCUGCACAAUUUUCUGAACUCCUCACAGCUUUAUAUCAUGUUUCUUUGCAGAUUGUUUAAUGUCAGCUAGAUUGACCCAUUUGUAUUUUUCUUUCAAAUUUCGUUUCUUUUUUGCAAUUAAGCGUUUUUACCAUCAGCUAGCUUCCUGGGUCACGUCAAAAUCUUAACUUGAGUAGCUUCAGUUUGGUCUAUAAUAGUUUAGAAACUUAGAAUCCAAGUGCUAAUUGAUGACAUCAGUACCGUCGAAGAACAUAUGGAUUCGGAGACAACAAUGCCCAUGUGGGGAUUGGAAAUGUUACGUGACAUACGAGGGAGAUGCUGAAGAGACUUCCAUAGCUUCUCAAUUGGUGAAAAAUGACACCACGCCUUCAGAAUCUAUGGUUGCCCCUUAUGUUGGAAUGGUUUUCAAGAAUGAUAAUGAUGCGUUCGAGUAUUACGGGAAUUUCGCGAGAAAGAAUGGUUUUUCGAUUAGGAAAGAGCGGUCGAGGCUUAGCCCGCAAUUAGGCAUUUACAAACGUGAUUUUGUUUGUUACCGUUCUGGGUUUGCUCCUGUAAAGAAGAAGCCUGCGGGGGAACACCAUAGGGAUAGGAAGUCGGUUAGGUGCGGAUGUGAUGCCAAGAUGUACUUGUCCAAGGAGGUUGUUGAUGGGGUUUCUCAAUGGUUUGUUGUGCAAUUCAGUAAUGUUCAUAACCAUGAACUUCUGGAAGAUGAUCAAGUUCGUCUCCUUCCGGCGUAUAGAAAGAUUCACGAGGCGGAUCAAGAACGGAUACUUUUACUCUCUAAAGCUGGGUUUCCCAUACAUCGCAUUGUGAAGGUGCUGGAGUUGGAAAAGGGGAUUCAAGGUGGGCCACUGCCCUUUUUGGAGAGGGAUGUUAGAAAUUUCGUUCAAAAUCGUAAGAGGAUUGUUCAAGAAAACGAUGCCUUGCUAACUGAGAAGAGAGAAAACGACACAAUGGAACUCCUUGAAGCAUGCAAAGCGACGAAAGAGGCAGAUGAAAAUUUUGUUUAUGACUUUACAGUUGAUGAUAAUGAUAAAGUUGAGAAUAUUGCGUGGUCCUAUGGUGAUUCGAUCCAUGCUAACCUGUUUGGUGAUGUAGUGUAUUUCGACACUUCAUAUCGAUCAAUCACGUACGGAAUGCUUUUUGGAGCAUGGCUUGGCAUUGACAGCAAUGGGAGAGUCAUCUUCUUUGGUUGUGUUCUACUGCAAGAUGAAACAUCCCGUUCCUUCUCGUGGGCUUUACAGACUUUUGUUCGUUUCAUGAGAGGAAGAUGUCCACAAACAAUUAUAACUGAUCUUGAUCCUGGGCUUAGGGAUGCCAUUCGGACUGACUUACCCGCCACAAACCAUGUCAUCUCCAUAUGGAAUAUUCUUUCCAAGGUCUCCAGUUGGUUCUCGCAGCCACUCGGAUCUCGUUUUGCAGAGUUUAAAUCCGAGUUCGACGCAUUAUGUCGGCUGGAAGGUACAGAGGAGUUUGAACUUCAAUGGAAUCAAAUGGUUUCAGUGUUUGGACUUGGUACAGAGAAACAUAUCGACUUGCUCUAUUCAUUUCGGGCAUCUUGGACACCAUGCUAUACAAGAGGAUACUUGCUUGCUCAAAUGGCAACGACUGCAUACUCGAAAUCCGUUGACGCAUUCCUGAAGGGUGUUUUCAAUGCUCAAACAUGUUUACGUACCUUCUUUGAGCAGGUCGGUAUUUCUGCUCAUUUUCCAAAUCAGGCACGUCCAGAGAUGCAGUACAUGUAUGCUAAGACAUGCAUACCCAUUGAAGAGCACGCCCGGAGUAUUCUUACACCUUUUGCUUUCAAUGCUUUUCAACAUGAAUGCCAUCUGGCAUUGCAAUAUGCAACCUCCGAAAUGGCUAAUGGGUCAUACCUUGUGCGCCACUUCAAGAAGAUUGACGGCGAGCGUCUUGUAAUAUGGAUUCCAGAAGAUGAACAGAUCCACUGCUCCUGUAAAGAGUUUGAAUCUUCAGGAAUACUAUGCAGACAUGCUCUGCGAGUGUUCAUAGUAAAGAACUACUUCCAGCUUCCCGAAAAAUACUAUUUGAAUAGGUGGAGAAGAGAAAGUUCUCUGGUCUUUUAUGAUGAAAACGGUACUGAACAUAGCAAUGAUGAAUGGUUUCAAGAAUACCAGUGUCUUACCGAAGGUCUGUUUGCAGAAUCGUCGAUUACCAAGUUGCGUUCCGAUCAUGCUCGUACGGAACUGACAAAAGAACUUGCAAGAAUCUUGAAUGAGGUUAGACAUAUGCCAGAGAGUGAAGGAGUGGCAAUGGAUGUGACGCUGUCACCUACUGGUUGAAUUUAAAGUGGUUUGCUGCCUUGGUGCUUAAUGCUUUAUGUGGUAGCAAAUGCAGCCACUGCUUUGAUCUGCUAAUCUAUUAGCCAAGUGAAGUAUAUAGGAUCAGAAGGUGAUAAAGGGAUAAAAUGGUUUGCAUUUCUUUUAUCUUCCUAUGGUGGAUGAUAAAAAUUAAGCAUUUUGAGACGGGCCAACGAUAACAAUCUUUAUGAGUUUAUGACUCCCUGAAUGAAGAAUAACAAGAUUCUGCGUCAAAAGCGGACAAGGGAAAAGGAAACACUCUGGAUGUGUUGUAUGUGUAUAAUGUUGUCACUGUUUUUUUAUAUAAUGAAUCAGAGUUUUCUGCGUUAUUACGCUCUUGUUUCAUAAUUUAUGGCAACUUCGAGGAGUUGCUUUCAUGACUGAUUGCCUACUUUAGUCAGGUACAGCCUCUUUAUGCCAAAGUAUAUAAUGUAAAUUCUUCUAUACUGGAAAUUUCAAUGGAACUUUUUGCAU